AAUAUUAAUGAAAUCAUCUUUUUGGAAAAUUAAGUUUAAAUGGCAACACUAGUGUUGUGAUUAGCCAUUCAGUAAUUGUUUUCGUUUAUUGUAUACAUUUCCCUCACGUGUUCAAUUUUAUUAAAUUUCCAUACAAAAACUAGCAUAAACAAAAUGACGGAGAUUGUUUUGCCGGGUGAUCGGAUUGCCGCUGCUGAAGAAUUAGCUAGAAGUAAAAAAGUAAUUUUAGGACCAGGGUUGCGUCGAGAGAAUGAGCAAGUAAUUGCUUAUAAACCGGGGAGACUUCAUCACAAAGCGCCCAACACCUACUGGGUAGAUAACCAUCAACAACGUUAUGUACCUGUAAAAGGCGAAGCUGUAAUAGGCGUAGUGACAGCUAAAGCGGGAGAUAUAUAUCGAGUAGAUAUUGGAGCACAUGAUCAAGCUUCUUUGUCAUAUCUGGCUUUUGAGUCGGCUACAAAGAAAAACCGUCCGGACGUAAAUCCUGGAGAUAUUCUUUAUGGAAGACUGAUUGUCGCCAGUCGCGAUUUAGAACCAGAAUUAGUAUGUGUUAAUUCGAGUGGAAAGAAAGGCAAAUUAGGUGUUCUUACGGAUGGUUUUGUCAUGAAUUGUAGUUUAAAUUUAGCGCGUUUGAUUCUACGUGAAAAUUGCCCAUUAUUACGAGAACUUACUAAAGAGAUGCCAUUUGAAAUCGCUGUUGGAUUAAAUGGUCGAAUCUGGAUUAAAGCGAAAAGUCAACGAGAGACAAUAGCACUUGGAAAUGCAAUAUUAGCAGCAGAAAACGCCUCUUACGAGGAAAUGCCGAAAAUUUGUGAGAACAUUGGAAAUAUAUUAUUUUCCUAAAAUUCAAAAUAAUUGGAUAAUAAUAAUUCUUACUCUUUAAA
Molecule: messenger RNA, 884 nt
Organism: Bactrocera latifrons
Lineage: Eukaryota; Metazoa; Arthropoda; Insecta; Diptera; Tephritidae
Gene: Rrp40
Product: exosome complex component RRP40
Exons: 1
Coding region: 154-843 (229 amino acids)
Biological process (GO): TRAMP-dependent tRNA surveillance pathway; CUT catabolic process; U4 snRNA 3'-end processing
Cellular component (GO): nuclear exosome (RNase complex); cytoplasmic exosome (RNase complex)
Molecular function (GO): RNA binding
Source: RefSeq, a predicted model, not a curated record